Rhagoletis zephyria (snowberry fruit fly) is the source of this 3362-nucleotide messenger RNA. The record is from RefSeq and is a predicted model, not a curated record. Lineage: Eukaryota; Metazoa; Arthropoda; Insecta; Diptera; Tephritidae.
AUGUCGGGCUUCUUUGACAAGAUAAAGAGUAAACUCAGAGGUCAAGGUGGCUCUGACACGAAACGCAAAAAGGUCUACAAUCACAUCAAAUUCGAUGUCGACCCGAAGAGUACCUGGACCUUGGUGGGAGAGCUUGGCGAUGGGUCCUUCGGCAAAGUGUACAAGGCUCAAAAUAUUAAUACCGGCAAGAUGGCCGCAGCAAAAAUUUGCGAGUGCAAAGAAGAGGAAGAGCUUGAAGACUUUGUGGUGGAAAUUGACAUUCUCGCCGAAUGUCGCCACCCCAACAUUGUCGAACUUCUAGAAGCCUAUUUUUUCGAAGGAAAUCUUUGGAUGUUGAUAGAAUUCUGCGAAGGUGGUGCAAUAGACUCCAUAAUGCUUGAUCUUGAAAAGGCUCUUACAGAGCCUCAGAUUAAAUAUGUUUGCCGAGAAAUGUGCAAGGGACUAAAGUUUCUUCAUGAAAAUAAAGUCAUUCACAGAGAUUUAAAAGCUGGGAAUGUUUUGCUAACUCUUGACGGUGAAGUAAAGAUUGCUGAUUUUGGCGUAUCGGCAAAGAAUAAAAGCACUCUACAAAAACGUGACUCUUUCAUCGGGACCCCAUACUGGAUGGCACCUGAAGUGGUCAUGUGCGAAACUUUUCGCGACAAUCCCUACGACUUUAAAGCCGAUAUUUGGUCGUUGGGAAUCACUUUGAUAGAAUUUGCUCAGAGAGAACCUCCAAAUCAUCAAAUGAGUCCGAUGCGAGUAUUGCUCAAAAUUCAAAAGGGUGAACCGCCCAAACUGGAGAACCCGUCUAUUUGGUCCAAACAAUUUAUCGACUUUAUUGCAAAGUGCCUUACAAAAGAUCCAACACAGAGGCCAACUUCUUCUGAAUUACUUUGCCAUCCAUUUUUGAAAAAUGAAAGUAAGGAGGAUAAGAAGGCCAUUUUGGCUGUGAUCAGCGAGUACAAAGCCGAGGUGUUUGAAGAAGUCGUCGUAGUUCACGAAGAAGACGACGUUAAUUUGAAAGCUAAUGUUUCCAGACAAGAAUCAGUUAGCACUGAGAACAAUGAUAAUCUUUCAGAAGAAAAGUCUGAAAUUGAAACAUCAGUUAGUUCGAUUAGCUCAGAGGAGCCACCAAGUCAAGUACAGUCUAAAAAGAAUUCCAAUCAAAAACGACCAGCUCCAAAGCCGCCUGUACUGGGGGAUACUGUGAUUUCGCCGGGGGAAUCAGAUUCAACAGGUGUGCAAAAAACGUUGUCAAAAGAAGGCAACAACAAGUCUGCUGAUAAGGAAGCUACCACUGCUGCCUCACUACGCAACAACGAGGAGAACAAUGAUCAACUUCCUGUUGACACAAAAGAGGACCCUGAACCAAGAGCGCCAGAGUCACCGACCGAUAAAGUGAUGCUGAUAAGUGCCUCGAGUAGCGCAGAGUCAAAUGGCACUGCAGCACUGCCGCCUAAAGGCGAGCCACUGUCUGAAGAGAAGGUGAAAAUAAAGGAAAACGGCAAUUACGCAUCCAAUGACAACUGCCAAGUGACAAUAUCAUCCAAUCACAGUACAAUCAUCAACACUAAUGAGAGCGCCGCGGAGGAAGAGGACAAGUCGAAUAUUUCUAUUGUCACUAUUGAGAAUGGAACCAACAUUUCCAUCAAAUCGUCGGACAUUAACAAAGUCAAGUCGACUGAUUUGGAUGAUGUUGCUAGUUUUAACAGCAAUGAUAGCUCAAUGGGUCUUGCGGUUUCAGAAAGUAAACGGGGACCCAACAAAGAGAAGAUUGUUCUCAACAACGAAUAUGUGCCACAAAAGGAGAGAAAUUUAGAACAUUCCGGAAAGGAGAACUUCACUGGAGAUCAGGAAAAGUUGUCAAGGACAAGCUCAAAUACUGAUCAAAAUAUUAAAACCACCAUCAAGGUGAACUUGAACUUGGUCUCAGAGAAGGACAACGACAGUGGUUCUAAGCAUGUAAAGCAGCAAGCUGAAACCAGCAAAGAGACCACUAAUAAUAAUAACAGCAAAUUGCUCACUCGAAUCGAUCAAGUCAACUCUCGAAAUUACGAACGCAAAAGAGUCACUCCGGAGGUGAUUUCACACAACCUACCGAGUGCAGUCAGCAAUGACCUCGACAUCCCCUCCAAUCAUGCCAAUUUAGCAAGCCAUGACCAGGCGAUCAUUCUGAGAAAGAAGCGCGAAAUGGAGCUUAAGAAUCAGAAAAAGUCCAGUCCUUCAAGCUUUAAUUCGCAAAAGAAGACGUUGACAAAAACGAGAAAGUUUAUUGUUGAUGGCGUUAUGGUGACAACAACCACUAGCAAGGUGAUUUAUGGAGAAGCUGACAAACUUCACGAAGAUCACAUUUUGAGAAAACAAGAGCUACGUGAGCUGAAGAUGCUUCAAAAGCAGGAGAAUAAGCAAGUGCAAGAUUUGGCUUACAAGUCAAUACUGUCUUAUGAAGCACUGCAGAAGAAGUUUGAAGUGGAAAUGUCUACAUUGAAACGAACUUAUGACAAUGAUUUGGAUUCACUGAUCCGCCAGCAGAAGCAGUAUGUUGAGAAGGCCGAACAGCAACAGGAACUGGAUUUGAAAGUAGCAACAAAGCGAAUCAAACAGGAGCAAGAGCGGGAGAUAAAGCAGUUUCGGGAAAGUUUGAAAAACGAACAAAAAUGGCUAAAGCAGGAGAUUGACGUCUUACCGAAAGAAAAACGCAAGGACGAGUAUAGAGCGAAAAAGGAAAACCUGGAAAUUCUUCAGACAGAUCGAGAACGCAAGUUUUUAGAAUCGCUCAACAAAAAUUUCGAAGCCACCAUUGCACGGCUGAAUCAAAGUCACAGAGAAAAGCUGGCUCUGAUGGAGAGACAGUUUUUGCAGCAAAAGCAACAGCUCUUGCGUGCUCGUGAGGCUGCCAUUUGGGAGCUCGAGGAGAGGCACCUUUACGAUAAGAAUAAUAUACUGAAGAAGCAACUGAAUGAUUCCUUUUUCCUGCAGCGACACCAAAUGGUCGUCAGACAUGAAAAGGAACUGGAUCAUGUAAAACGAAUGAACAUUAUACAGGAAGAGGAGCUGCAAAAGCGGCACGCCAUUGAGAAGCGAUCUCUGCCAAAGAGGAUCCGCUCGGAGAUGAAAACACGAGAGUUGAUGUACCGCGAAAGUCUUCGCAUCAGUAUUGCCAAUUUGGUCAAUGCCUACAAUGUGGAAGAGGAGAGGGACAAAAUGAAGCGCUUCCAGGAGAGCGAAAAGCAGCGGUACAAAUUGGAACAUCAGCGACAGGAGCAGAAGCACAGGAAGCAACUUGAAGAGCUUAAAAUCUACUGUACCCAGCUUAUUCAUGAGCUUGAAGAAAUUCACAAGGACAAAAGGAAGGCCUUGACUGAACAUGAAACGGUCAA